AUGUCGCUGUUCGGGUCAGGGAACAAUAAUCAGCAAGGAUCUGGUUUCGGCGGGUUUGGCUCGGGCAACACCAAUACAGGAGGCUUUGGUUCCAAUAACACUACGAACACGACAUCCCUUUUCGGAGCACAAAAUAAACCAGCUUUCGGAUCCACUACGAGCGGUAGCGGUGGCGGUGGCCUUUUUGGGAGUGGUACUGCGACUACCGGAAAUUCAGGAGGCUUUGGCGCGUUUGGUAGCAACAACAAUAAUAACCAGAACACUGGCGGCUUAUUCGGAUCUACCACCACCAGCAAGCCAGCUUUUGGAGGUGGGUCAACAGGUGGUGGUCUCUUUGGCAGCCCAAACACCGGAUUUGGAACAACAAAUAAUCAAUCGACUGGCGCUUUCGGGUCGGCGCCGUUCGGUCAAGGAAAUGCAACAUGUGAAGGCACGGGUAGCACACCGUUCUCGGCGUAUACUGAAAAGGAGGGUACAUCAAACAUCACAAAUCAUUAUCAAAGCGUCAGCUUUAUGGCUCCGUAUAAAAACUGGUCUUUUGAGGAGCUAAGACUAGCAGAUUAUAACGGAGGUAGACGGCACGGCAACGGUAGCGGCCAAGCUGGAGCAUUCGGCUCCACUAAUUUCGGAGCGUUUGGACAGCAGAACAAUACCUCGGGAGGGUUUGGCCAGCCUACCACCACCUCGGCGGGUGGGAUCUUCGGCAACACCACCACGCAAGCCCCGUCUGGCUUUGGUACCCAACAAACUUCUUCAUUUGGCGGCAACAACAACUCCUCAAGCACAGGCCUCUUCGGUGCUCCGAAACCCGCUGGUAGCGGGCUUUUUGGCAGCACGACCUCUGCUGGCACAAGUGGUGGUCUCUUCGGUACAGCUGGCGGAUCGGGGACAUCCGGGACUGGAUUUGGUUCCGGCGGGGCCACUAAUGGCCUCUUUGGACAGCAGAAUAACCAGCAACAGAAUAAGGGCCUUUUCGGCAGCACUGGUGGCGGAGGAUUUGGCUCAAAUACGGGAUUCGGCAGCACAAAUACACAGACGGGAACUAAUGCUUUUGGCUCGGGAACUCAGAACAACAGCAGCCCUUUCGGCCAAUCGAACAAUACACAGGCCUCAAAUCCGUUUGGUGCUUUCACCCAGCCCAACCAAACGCAAAAUCAGCCGCAAAAUCAGACGCAAAAUCAGACCAGCACAUCGAAUCCCUUUGGCGCAUUUGGUGCGCAGAAUCAAGAGCAGAAACCAGGAGGAAUCUUUGGCAAUCCCUCUACUACCAACACGAAUACUGGUGGCGGCAUAUUCGGCCCGCAAACUAAUAACAAUCAAGCUAGCGGUGGCCUGUUCGGCCAGUCUGGCACUAACCAGAACAGCGGAAGCUCCUUAUUCGGUCAGAAACCUGCUACUGGAGGUGGUCUUUUCGGGCAAGCGAACAAUAACACUGCCAACACUGGUAGCGGCCUCUUCAGCGGAUUUUCGAACCAACCCCAAAAUCAGCCACAGCAAAGCCAAGGAGGGGGCUCUUCGGCGCCAACAACAGCCAACAAAAGCCUGGUGGGCUUUUCGGUAGCACAAAUUCCAAUACUGGAGGAGGCUUGUUCGGGUCCACUAAUACCGCAAACAAUCAGCCAGGCGGUGGUGCAGCAACAAACCACAGGCGGCGGUGGCCUUUUCGGCAAUAACACAAACAACAACGCCGGGUCUAGCUUGUUCGGCAGUUCACAGCAGCAGCAACAGCAACCGAACCCCCCCAAUCAAUUCCAACCUGCCCAAACACUUCACACUUCGAUCGUUGACCCAAAUGCCUUUGGCAGUCCUUCGAUAUUCUCUGGUUUACCGCCCCCGCCUCAAGUUUCCGGUCCCAUUGCCACGCCGAUCAGUCAGAAACCGAAACAAAAGAAAAGCGCGCUUCUCCCAUACUAUAAAUUAACCCCAAAUGGAGCUUCUUCUAGGUUUCAAACUCCAUCAAAGCGUGGCUAUGGAUUCAGCUAUUCUACUUAUGGCACGCCAGGAAGUGCUUCUUCCAAUGCCAGUACUCCCGGCGGCCUCGGUGGUAGCCUACUCUACAGCAGCGUGGGUCGUGGUUUAGGCAAAAGCCUGUCAACCAGCAAUCUGAGAGGCAAUUAUGGUGAUGCUGAUAGCAUUCUUACACCGGGAGCGUUUUCCGCGAACAGCUCCCGAUAUGGUGGUGCGGGAAGUAUGAAGAAACUAACAAUUGACCGAAGCCUGCGUACAGACCUCUUUGGAGAUAAGGGAAACUCGGCUGCGCUUCCUAGUCCUGAAAAGGAGCGUCAGUCUGGCAUACUGAAGAAAAAGGUGAGCUUUGAUGCAAGCACUGUGGGAGGAAAUGGUGAACAGACGAAUGGGGUCUACGUCAACGGUGCGGUAAAUGGUUCAUCGAGCAAUACCGCUGGGCCAAGUACAGACGAUCAAGGCAUUCCUCAAACACCGAGGAGUCAAAGUAAGCCAAAGUCUAACGCUGCACCUCAACAGCUGGAAAUGGAGCAAGUCAGGGGUAACGAACUUGCGAUCGUUCCUGAAGAUGAAGCGCCCGAAGCAGCGAGCGCAGCCCCACAACGGGCGUCAGUGCCUAAACCUCAGGAAGAUCAGGAACCGGGCGCAUACUGGAUGAAGCCUACGAAAGAGCAGAUCCAGAAGAUGUCUAAAGAGCAACGAAGUGAGAUUUCAGGUUUCGUAGUCGGACGCCAAGGGUGCGGGAAGGUUGAGUUCAACAAACCGGUUGAUCUCAGCAAUAUCAAUCUCAACGAUAUCUUUGAUAACAUAGUUGUCAUCGUCGUUAGGACCUUGACGGUCUAUCCAGAAACGACUCAGAAACCUCCCCUCGGUAAGGGUUUAAACGUGCCUUCAACGCUCUACCUAGAGAACUCUUGGCCUCGACAGCGAGACCGGGUUUUGCCAAGAUACGAGAAGAAUGGCCGCCAUUUCGACAAGCAUGUUGAGCGUCUUCGCCGCGUAGGAGACACUACUUUUGUCCGCUACGAGAGAGACACUGGAACUUGGAUUUUCAAAGUGCCGCACUUUACAACUUACGGAUUCGACUAUGAGGAUGACACGAGUGACAAUGAGAGUUUGCACUUGAACGACAGCGUUAUGACAGAGCCUCCCGAGACCCCCACACCCAAAUCCCGUACUGCCAGUGGGCCAACACCGAAAUUGCCCAAAGCGAGCCAGCAUGCGCCUACCAAGAUGAAACGGGCAUUUCAGCCAGAUGAAGCCGCUGAGCCUAUUAAUGGAAGAUAUCUUCCCGGGGCUUUCGAAGAUGUGGCUCUGAAUGAUAUGGAUGGGCUCAAUGUGGAGAUGGAAGAAAUCGAUGACGAGGAGUUUCUCUCCGAUGAGCGCUCGGCUGCCUCGCCUUCGGAGAGUGGCGGAGAUGAGCCGAGCGAUAUUGAAAUUACAGAAGGUGAAAUUAACGGUCAGUCUGUCGGUGUGAGGGAUGAAAAUCAGGAUUUGGAAAUGGCAGGAACAUUUCCAGAAUUGGAGAAGGAUCAGCCAGACCUGGGCGGCGAGAAAGCUGUAUUGGACGUGAGUGGAGACUGGGCCUACGACCUUCAGCAAACCAUCCGUCCAAGAAAACAGGAUCGACAAGCUUUACGCACAGCGCAGACGCAACAGGUCAAGGACAAGAAUGUGCAGACAAGCUCAAUUACAGACGCAAGCGCCCGACCAGCGUUCGCCACGAGUAUAGAUCUUAUGAACUCGCUGUUCGGGCAAUCGCCACCAAAAGGAGAGAAGCCAUUCGGAAGUCUAGGGCAAAAGGGCGUCAAGGUGUGA
This is a messenger RNA of Bacidia gigantensis, 3783 nucleotides long. RefSeq lists its product as uncharacterized. The coding region runs from base 1 to 3783 and encodes 1260 amino acids. Gene Ontology annotation, molecular function: structural constituent of nuclear pore. Gene Ontology annotation, biological process: post-transcriptional tethering of RNA polymerase II gene DNA at nuclear periphery; protein import into nucleus; RNA export from nucleus. The transcript has 4 exons. NCBI's taxonomy places the organism in Eukaryota, Fungi, Ascomycota, Lecanoromycetes, Lecanorales, Ramalinaceae. Gene Ontology annotation, cellular component: nuclear pore cytoplasmic filaments; nuclear pore. The record is from RefSeq and is a predicted model, not a curated record.